UUUUUCCACGUUACUUACUGGUUACUGCAGCAAGUCUUGACUCAGGUGCACAUGCUAAGUCAACAGCCAGAAAUAACAAUCAGUAUUGCAAGGUUCCAUAUUUAGUUGAAUAAUAGUUAAAAAAAUGGAACCCGUAACAGUAGGAAUUGAAACGUUAGAGGUUAAUGGAGACAAUACACAAGAGGAUGUUGUUACCCCUUGGACUGUUGAAAGUACUAAUGAGACAGGAAUAGAUUAUGAUAAAUUAAUAAAGCGGUUUGGCAGUUCGAAAGUAGACCAGGAACUACUGGACCGAUUUGAAAAAAUAACCGGCAAACCAUGUCACCAUUUCUUGCGUCGUGGUAUAUUUUUUUCACACCGUGAUAUGCAUACAGUAUUGAAUUUAUACGAGCAGGGCAAGCCGUUUUACUUGUACACAGGAAGAGGGCCUAGUUCAGAUGCAAUGCACGUUGGACACAUGAUCCCAUUUGUCUUUUGUAAAUGGCUCCAAGAGGUGUUCGAUGUUCCGCUGGUAAUACAACUAACCGACGAUGAAAAAGCAAUCUGGAAAAAUUUAAAGGUAGAAGACGCGAUAAAACUAGCCCAUGAGAACGCCAAGGAUAUAAUAGCCUUUGGCUUUGACGUCAAAAACACAUUCAUAUUUUCCAAUCUAGAGCAUAUCGGUACUAACCCAGCGUUUUAUCAAAAUAUGAUAAGAAUACAAAAGUCUGUGACAUACAAUCAAAUCAAAGGGAUAUUUGGAUUCGGUGACAGUGAUCCAGUUGCUAAAAUAGCCUUUCCACCAACUCAAGCAGCUCCAGCAAUCUCUAGCACGUUUCCUUUUAUUUUUAAAAAUGAUAAGUUGCCUUGCUUAAUUCCUUGUGGCAUUGAUCAGGAUCCGUACUUCAGGAUGACUAGAGAUGUUGCUCCCAAAAUGGGCUUCCCCAAGCCAGCAUUGCUGCACUCUUCAUUUUUCCCAGCAUUACAAGGAUCCCAAACGAAAAUGUCUGCCAGUGAUGUAAAUUCGGCAAUAUUUUUGACGGAUACUCCUAAGCAAAUUAAGAGUAAAAUAAACAAACAUGCGUUUUCUGGAGGACAAGCAACUGUUGAAGAGCACAGGAAACUCGGCGGCAAUUGUGAUAUUGACAUUUCUUACCAGUGGCUAAGAUUUUUCCUCGAGGAUGAUGAUAAACUGAAUGAACUCAAAACGAAUUACACCAGCGGAGCUUUACUGACCGGAGAGUUGAAACAAGAAUUGAUAAAGAUACUCCAAGAGGUUGUCAGCUCACAUCAAGAGAGGAGAAAAAACAUUACUGAUGAUCUAGUGAAAGAAUUUAUGAAGCCGAGAGAUCUAGGUUUCUCUUCGAAAAAAUGUGUUUAAUUGUGAUUAAAUUUAAUUUUAUUUAGCGGGAAGCUUUUUCGCACGAACUGAUUAAUAUUCUUUUUCUUACUUAAUAUUUAUAAAAUUAAUAUUUAUUUAAAAGGCAUUUUGAUAGUCAAAAUUUUUUUCAAUUGCAAUAGAACAUUUAUAAUACAGUGUAUAAAAUACUAUUUUUCUUGAUAAAUUUUUUUGUACUGUAAAUAUCACGCAUUACAUGCAAUGCUUUGUACAUGAAAUAAACAAUAUAGUUCCAGAUAAAUAAACACGCUUUACAA
Molecule: messenger RNA, 1635 nt
Organism: Cotesia glomerata
Lineage: Eukaryota; Metazoa; Arthropoda; Insecta; Hymenoptera; Braconidae
Gene: TrpRS
Product: tryptophan--tRNA ligase, cytoplasmic
Exons: 4
Coding region: 125-1360 (411 amino acids)
Biological process (GO): tryptophanyl-tRNA aminoacylation
Cellular component (GO): cytoplasm
Molecular function (GO): tryptophan-tRNA ligase activity; ATP binding
Source: RefSeq, a predicted model, not a curated record